Molecule: messenger RNA, 1886 nt
Organism: Hydra vulgaris (swiftwater hydra)
Lineage: Eukaryota; Metazoa; Cnidaria; Hydrozoa; Anthoathecata; Hydridae
Source: RefSeq, a predicted model, not a curated record
UUGAGUGUUUAUUGUUGUUGAAAGUUGCUCACUAAAGUGGUUUUUUAACUUUUAUAUUAUAUAGUAACUAUAUGUUUAGCUAAAUGUAUAAAUAAAUAUAAUAAUAUAAGACAUGACUUCAGAAAAGACUUAUUUUCAAGAGGAUUGGUUACAACAAGAUAUUUAUAAAGAUUGGUUAGUUCCCAACGCACAUGCAAAAACUAAAGCUCAUUACAAAAAAUGUAAAAAAUCAUUUGAAUUGUCCAAUAUGGGUAUUCAGGCUGUUAAAAGUCAUGCAGCAGGUAAGAAGCAUCAGUCUGCUACAAAGCCUGCUAGUUGUUUCUUUAUUAACGGAAAAGAGUUGCAUGCUGAACCACUUGGAAGUGAUGAAAAAAUAUCCACAUUUUUCACCAAAAAACAAGCAACUAUUGUCUCUUUAAUUAAAUCAUCGUUAUCAACUAAUGCUGAGAUCAUAUGGGCCCUGAAAUCUACAAUGAGCUGCUACUCUAAUAACUCAUGUGCAAACUUUUAAAAAGAUGUUUCCUGAUAGCAAGGUAGCAGAAGAUUUCACUAUGAGCACCUCAAAAGUAUCAUACAUUGUUAACCAUGGACUAGCCCCAUACUUCAAGACACUUUUAAAAGAAGAAAUCACAAAGUCUGAUUGUUACAUUGUAUCUUUUGAUGAGAGUUUAAACGACAUAACCCAAACUUGUCAGAUGGAUCUACUAGUUCGGUAUUGGGAUGGCAAUAAUAAAGUUAAAGUGAGAUAUUGGACAUCAGCAUUUCUUGGUCAUUCUGCAGCUUCUGACCUUCUUACACAUUUCAACGAAAACUUAUCAAGAUUUGAUUCAAGUAAAAUGUAUCAAGUUUCCAUGGAUGGGCCCUCUACAAAUCAGAAAUUUCUAGAUGAUCUUAAUAAACACAGAAAGGACAACGAGAUGCCACAACUUAUAAAUAUUGGAAGUUGCUCUUUGCAUGUAAUCCAUGGUGCUUUCAAAACAGCUAUCGAAUCAACAACAUGGAAUAUUAAAGAAACUUUAAAAGGGUGUUGGCAAAUUCUUCAUGAUAGCCUAGCUAGACGUCAAAAUUAUGAAACAGUCACAGGUGCAACAAAAUACCCUCUCUUUUUUUGUGGAACAAGAUGGGUUGAAAGUAAAUCUGUUACAGAUUGUUGCAUUGAAAUCUGGCCUAAUAUAUGUAAGUUGAUUGAGUUUGGGGAAAAGUUACCAUCUUCGAAACAACCUAAAUCAAAAAGCUUUUUAAAUGUAAAAAAGGCUGUUAAAAACAAACUUAUUAUUUUAAAAUUUGAAGUUUUCAGCUUUGUUGCAAGCAUAUUAGAGCCAUAUUUGUUGGCAUACCAAACUGACAAACCAAUGAUUCCAUUCAUGUAUCGUGACUUAGAAAGACUGUUACGAACCAUACUGAGCUUGUUUGUGAAACAAGAUGUUAUUGAUAAUAGUUGUAUUUCAGUCCAACUAAAAGAAGUUGAUUUUCAUAAAAAAGCUAAUCUACUUAAAGGAAAUCAAAUCAAACUAGGGUUCGCAGCUGAAACAAGCCUGGCUGUUUUACAAAAGAAAGAUAUAAUAACCAUUGCUGAUAUUCAAAGUUUUCACAAAGAUUGCACUAACAUGUAUGUUCGAUUGAUUGAAAAGUUCAUGGACGGAACUCCACUAGGAUCUAUCAUUGUACGCAACUCUCAGGUUCUUAACCCAAAUGCAAUGGUAGUAAUGACUCAAGAAGAUGCCGAGAAGAAGUAUAAAUCUUUAUUGACCCACUUGAUUAGCUUGAAAUAUGUUUCACCAAUCUUUUCUGAUAAAGCUAUAAAUCAAUUUGCAGAUUUCUUUUGAGAAUCAAGGGUUUAUCAAGACAUCUUUCAUGAACUCAAUCAAGAAAGAGAUAGCUUAGAC